Botrytis cinerea B05.10 is the source of this 2475-nucleotide messenger RNA. RefSeq names its product Bclcc5 (gene Bclcc5). The coding region runs from base 460 to 2241 and encodes 593 amino acids. Gene Ontology annotation, molecular function: copper ion binding; oxidoreductase activity. The transcript has 4 exons. The record is from RefSeq and is a predicted model, not a curated record. Lineage: Eukaryota; Fungi; Ascomycota; Leotiomycetes; Helotiales; Sclerotiniaceae.
GAGAGAGAUUGCGGCAGUACAAGAUAUGCUUCCCAAGUUUCCAACUCUAUUAGGAAGGUAGGCUAAUUCUGAUGAACCUCUUCCCGUGUUUUGUUAUUGCAGCAUUUCUACAAUUUGCGCUAGAUGUGUCCAUAGUUAGAACGAUCUUGCCCAGCCUUACAUCAGUCUCUUCUUUGAUGACAAAGUACAGAAUUAUUCAAUCACUCUACCCUAGACGUCAAGCCCCAAAUAAAAUGUAGGGAACAUCUGAUCUUUUUUAAGUUACACGGAGAGUUAAGUCUGUGCAAUAUUAUACUAGAGUAAAUCUUCGUCAAAUUAGCGCACCGGGGAAUAAUGGGCGCUUCGGGAGCCUUUUUUCUUUCAUAUCUAUAUAGUAUCAUCACUUUCCCACAUCUAUAAUCGAUAUCUACACAUCAUCUCACAGUCUUUAUUCAAUCUUGCCACGACAGUCAUUUCAAAAUGACUUUUUUUGGUCUCUUCGCUGGCAUCUUUGCUGCUGGUGCCGGAUUUAUCGGCACUUUAUCUCAAACCGCAACUAACGGAAAUUCUGUUUGGGGAACUCUACAAGCUCCAACUUAUCCUCCCUUUCUCUCAAAUAAUCCUCUUCCUUAUGGAUAUCCCUGGGGUUCAAUGACUGCAGGUGGGAAUAAUCCAUACACAUCAGCUCCACACACAGGGGCUGUUCGAUCCUAUGACUUUACCGUCACAAGAGGCCAAAUUUCCCCGGAUGGUUAUUUAAGAGAUGUUAUACUUAUUAAUGGCCAAUAUCCUGGACCUGCGAUCGAGGCAAAUUGGGGUGAUACCUUCGUGAUUACAGUACACAAUAAUAUCACUGGACCUGAGGAGGGAACAUCUUUCCAUUGGCAUGGAUUAUUACAAAAAGGAACUCAAUAUAUGGACGGUGUCCCUGCUGUAACACAAUGCCCUAUCGCCCCAGGAGCUUCUUUCACGUAUAAUUUCAAAGCCGAUCUCUAUGGAACUUCCUGGUAUCAUUCGCAUUACUCUGCUCAAUACGCUGGUGGACUUGUGGGACCUAUGAUUAUCCAUGGCCCUAAAAACGCACCCUAUGACAUUGAUCUUGGACCAGUUUUCUUAUCCGAUUACUAUCACAAGGAUUACUUUUCGAUAGUCAAAUCGGUUGUCGAGAGCAAUGGAGAUGGUAAACCAUUUUCAGACAACAAUCUCAUCAAUGGAAAAAUGAAUUUCGACUGUUCUACAAAAGCUGAAGGAGAUAACACAGAAUGCUCUGAUAAUGCUGGUUUAUCGCGAUUCAAGUUUACCACUGGAAAAACACACAGAUUGAGAUUAAUCAACGCCGGUGCUGAGGGAAUGCAAAGAUUCAGUAUCGAUGGACAUAAGAUGGUUGUUAUCGCCAAUGACUUCGUACCAGUUAAACCAUAUACCACCAACGUUGUCACCUUGGCAGUUGGUCAAAGAACCGAUGUUCUCGUCACCGCCAACGCCGGGUCAUCUGACUCAUCAUUCUGGAUGAGAUCAAACAUAUCCACAAUAUGUUCUUUAGCCAAUCAACCAAAUGCUCUUGCCGCAAUCUAUUACGACAGCGCCGACACAAACUCGACUCCAGCAAGUACCGCAUGGGAUGUUCCAGAUCCAGGAACUUGCACCAACGAUGAGUUAGACACCACCGAACCCUAUUAUUCCCUCUCCGCAGAAACACCUUCCACAACCCAAAACCUCGAUAUCAACUCCUACGUCAAUGAAACUGGAACCUUCCUUUGGACACUUGGCGGAACGUCUUUCCGUGCAAACUAUAACAGUCCAGUCCUCUCCCUCGCCAAUCAAGGAAAUUUCACCUACCCCGAUGAAUGGAACGUUCGAAACUUCGGCAGCAACACUACCAUUCGCAUCGUAGUCAACAACCCAACCCCCGCAUCGCACCCCAUGCAUUUGCACGGACACAACAUGCAAAUCCUUCACGAAGGUGACGGAGAUUGGGACGGCGUUACCAUUACCCGACAAUCGAACCCUCAACGACGAGACGUGCAACUCGUGCGAGCAAAUGGUCACUUGGUCUGGCAAAUCACCACGGAUAACCCGGGCGUCUGGCCUUUCCAUUGCCACAUCGCGUGGCACGUUAGCGGAGGUCUCUAUGCCAAUAUCUUGGAGCGACCAGACGAUAUCAAGAAUGACGACAUUUUCACCUCGACGGAGAAAUCGUGCACGGCUUGGAAUGCAUAUUCUAGCACAGCUGUUGUGGAUGAGAUUGAUUCGGGACUUUGAGUUUUUGCAAAUGGGGCCCGGUGUUUGGAGAAAUUUUAUCAUAUCCCUGCUGCGUUUGCCAUGGAAUGGAAAAGCCACUUGAUUUAUUCUUUUUAUUUCUUUUGUUUUUAUUUUUUCUUUCUUGAAACAUUUGUAUUAUGGGGUUAAGGGGAUUAGAUGCCAUGAUCGCAUGGAAACAAAGGGCGUCUAUAUCAGUGAUUGGGGACUUUUUACAUUUCUAAUGAUUCAUGAACA